UCCCGAGAAAAAAGACAACAGAGAUAUAGACGCAUUUUUGUUGGAUGCUUGAUGGUAGAAACCUAAGUGAGGAAGAAAGAGUACUACUUGGUUUUGAAGUAGUAUUAUUUUGGUUUAGACAAUUUAUCGAUAAAAUAUUUACUCCGCAUUCAAGUACCUGGACAUCAACACAAUUAUAUGCUACCAAGUCAUAGCAAAUACGAAAUCAUAAAAGCAUAGAGGAUAUUUAUCUGUCUAUUUUGCAUACAUUAUAUAUUUGUAAGUAUUUAUUUGAGUGAAAAAAGAAGAAUUUAACAAUUGCACACCAAGUUCGACAUAUUCUUUUCAAGAUGGAAAAGUUCAAACUUCAAAUUGCGCUAAGUUGUUUUUUUAGCAGCUUUUUAGUAUUUGGACAAAAAGCAGUCAACAAAACACAUUGCAACUAUCCAGCGGAUGUUGUCUUUCUUAUUGAUGGAUCUGCCAGUGUAGGACAAGAAUUUAAUAAACAAGUAGAGCUAGUUAGCAAUAUUGUUAAGCAUCUUGGUGGAGUUUCAGAAUAUGGCUUACAUGCAAGUGUUGUUGUGAUCAGUACAAAUUCAUUUGUCAGUGUAAAACUAAAUGACUAUUAUGAUAACAAUGAUUUUAAUGAAGCCAUACAUAAUAUCAAUUACCCACGUGGUGCAACGAGAAUUGACUUAGCGUUGCUACAAGUGGAACAAAAAAUUCUUAAACAUGCUCGCCCUGGUGUGCCAAAAUUUUUAAUUUUACAAACAGAUGGUGCCCAAACACAAACUGCUGGUUAUGUCAACCCAAAACUUGUAAUGAACAGAUUGGUUCAAAAAGAUGUGAAGCCGUUCAUAGUUGCCAUAGGAAGCGACGUGCACUUACCAGACCUGGAAAAUCUUAUAACGAGGGAAGCAUACAUUCCUUCUCAAAAUAAGUUGGAAGAUAUUUUUCAAGCUAAAGAUUCUUCACAUUUAAACAAGGAAGAAUUUAUUCAAAAAAUAUCAACAUCUGUUUGUUCGUAUUCUGGAAAAGUGACAUCAAAUGGUUACAAUGUUGCAGCUGAUAUCGGAUUCUUACUUGAUACAACAUUGGAAGUGAAAUCACAAGUUACACUACUUAAACACUUUACGUCAUAUUUUUAUGUAUCUCCAACACACACGCAAUUUGCCUUACUCGAAUACUCCACAGAACCUAUUGUACGAUUUAAGUUCAACGAUGCUACGAAUUCUGAGCAUCUUUCAUUAUUAGUAAAGAACAAUGAAUUUAUAAAAGCCAGCCGUCAAGCCAGGCUUGAUGUUGCAUUAGACUUUGCAUAUAAAAGUUUGUUUACGAGUGCGUAUGGUGCUAGAACACGUGUCCCUAGGGUGUUGCUAGUUUGUUCAGAUGGGUUGGCGUUAUCAGAAGAGCAUAGCAAAUCCGUAUUCAAGUAUUUACAGUUACUGAAACAAGCUGGUGUACUGGUCUAUCUGGUGUCUGUUGGCAAGAUCAAUGCUGAAAUCGGUCUUGUCGCUGCUAAUAGAGCGUUUUAUGUCAAUGAGAUUAAAGAUGUUGUGAAUUCAAAAUUUCAAGACAACAUGGGAAAAGUUGUCCUUUCAGGAAUAUCUGAAACUCAAAGGAAUUUAACCUUAUCUGCAAAAUGUCCAACAACAUUAAACAUUGGUUUUGUAAUUGAUGCUUCAGGAAGUAUUGCGAGUCACUAUUCUGAUUUGCUUGAUGUCAUUGUGCGUCUCCUUGAUCAUUUUAAUAUAUCGAAAGAAGGUAGCCAUGUUGGCGCGAUCUCUUUUAGUGAUGAUAGCAAUACUGUAAUUGGAUUUGAUGAGCACUACGAUGUUGAUUCGUUUAAACUAGCAGUGCGUUCAUUACCUUUACCCAAUGGGCAGACACGUAUAGAUAAAGCAAUGAGAAAAGUGCAUGAAGAUCUAAUGAAAUCAGAUUCUGCUUCGCGUCCUAAUGUUGUAACCGUGCUAUACAUUUUAACUGAUGGACUUCAAACAUCAUCAAGUGUGACUCUAUCCCUGGAGAAAUCUAUCGAUCAGAUCAUAUCUUUAGGGGGCGAGACAUUUGUUAUUGCUAUUGGAGAAGACGUUCAUAAAAAUAAUCUUCAUGCUUUGGUGCAGAGCGACAAGAAUGUCUUUCAUGCACCAACAUAUGACCAAUUAAAUUCUGACGCAUUUAUCACAUCCAUAUCACAAAAAACAUGCGACAUUGUGGCGGAAAGGAAGAUGAUAAUUGAGUCGCCAUUGGAUGUUGCAAUUAUUCUGGAUGAUUCAGAUGCAUCAAAACAUUAUUUCCAAAUGCAAAAAGAUCUUGUUAAAUCAUUCUCACAGAGAAUUACUCUCUCAACAAGUGGUAUCAGAUUAGGGAUUGGGAUAAGCUCUUUAAAUACUUCAACCCCAGUUCUCUUAAAAGAUAGUUACACUCAUGAAAAACUUGUAGGAAAAAUCGAUGGAUUUCAAUAUCUAGGUGGAAGUAGUAGAAUUGAUAAGGCGCUGAAUGAAGUGACGUAUAACUUGUUUUCUCCACAAAAUGGUGGUAGGAAAAACGCUAAGAAGGUCGUCUUGCUAUUCACAGAUGGCAUCCAAACUUCAAAUCGAGCAGAAGUAUUUAGAGAAGCAGAAAAGUUAAGGAAAUUAGGCGGGAAUGUAUUCAUCAUAGUUUAUGGUGAUGUCUAUGACUAUGACUUGCUGCGAAAAAUUGCCGGUAGCGAAAAGAAAAUAUUUUUUGUUGAAACUUCCAACGCUGCUGAUUCAGUAAACACACUUAAGAAACUAUUGGACUUCACGAGAAAAGUUUCAGAAGAGCCUUUUUCACAAGUUAGAAAAACUGCUACCAACUGGUUUCCUUCAUCAUUUGGUAUUUGGCAGGAUGAAGAUAACAUGUUUACUGGCUACCUACCUGAUGUGGAUGAUGAAGUAUGGCAUUACGGACCUGCUCGUAUAUGGUCUCAGCCAAUACAACGCUCUCGUUACAUCAUCGAAACGCAAAUAAAACCCGUGUCGACAUCUAAUCAUUCUGGUUAUGGUGCUUGUGGUCACGUGUUCAAAUAUAAGUUGGGAAGCACACGUUCUUCAAAGAUGGUAACUCAAGCAUGGGGAUAUUUUCUUUGGGUGAACCAGUUUCUAUAUAUCAGUUCAGAUGGUUCGGAAAGUAGUCCGCGUAUCAAAUUUAAGUACCAGUCAGGUGAUUGGUUAAACUUAAAAUCUGUUGUCGACGGAGUUAAUGUGAAACUUUAUAUUAAUGGCAUCUUUAUAAAAUCAUUAAAACUCACUGGUGACGGGGCUGAUUCGCCGACAGAUAAUUAUGUUGGUUUGUGGUGUCAUCGAUUAGUAUUUAUGGCAGGGAGAGACUUUAAGGUCACACCGUUGCAUGAUUCGUGCUUAAUUCGUAAUGGAGGUUGUUCACAAGUCUGCAAUUCUUCUCCAUACGCCUACCAAUGUGGAUGUCACGAAGGCUAUCGGUUGAAAAGGGAUGGCAAAACAUGUGAAGAUCUUAACGAAUGUCUUGAAGUCAAUGGUGGCUGUGAUAACGCUUGUGAAAAUUUACCAAGACACUACAAAUGUAGAGCGUUCACACAGCCACAAAGUCCUACCACCGAAGUUAGUACAAAAAAAUAUGUCACUGAAAGUACUUUAACUACCACCGAAACUGCCGCAAGGGAGACUGACGCGUCUGUUGAAACUACUGCUCUUCCAAUUACAGAUUCCAAUGAGAAAACUUCGUUAGGUUCGAAAGCAAGUGAAAUUGAUACCACCACUCUUUCGCCUGACGUGACUACUUCUGAGGUUCAAACUGAUAAGAAGGUUGACGUCACUGUUCCCGAAACCACUGUUUCUCCUAACACAGAGAACAAAAUUUCCACAUCACCAAACAUACAGACCACAGCAGCAACUACAGACGAAGUUGAAACCGAAUCUGUUGUUGAAACAACACUUGGCCCUGAUACCACUGUUGCCAAUGUUGCAGGCCAAACUUAUCCUGUGAGCCACAGUACAUCCCCUCCGAUCUCAAGUGCUUCCUCUUCCACACAAUCUAAAUCAUCCGUAGCCGACGCUGAAACUACAUUCGAGCCUACGAAGACCACCGGCGAAGAAAAAACUGAGAACCUCUUGGCAACCACAAAGUCAUCUAAAGUUACCCCCGAAACUGUCGCAAGGGAGACUGACGCGUCUGUUGAAACUACUGCUCUUCCAAUUACAGAUUACAAUGAGAAAACUUCGUUAGGUUCCAAAGCAAGUGAAAUUGAUACCACCACUCUUUCACCUGACGUGACUACUUCUGCAGUUCAAACUGAUAAGGAGGUUGGCGUGACUGUUCCCGAAGCCACUGUUUCUGCUAACACAGAGAGCAAAAUUUCUACAUCACAAAACAUACAGACCACUGCAGCAACUACAGACGAAGUUGAAACCGAAUCUGUUGUUGAAACAACACUUGGCCCUGAUACCACUGUUGCCAAUGUUGGAGGCCAAACUGAUCCUGUGAGCCACAGUACACCCCCUCCAAUCACAAGUGCUUCCUCUUCCACACAACCUAAAUCAUCCGUAGCCGACGCUGAAACUACAUUCGAGCCCACGGAGACCACCGGCGAGGAAAAAACUGAGAACCUUUUGGCAACCACAAAGUCAUCUAAAGUUACCACCGAAACUGUCGCAAGUGAGACUGACGAGUCUGUUGAAACUACUGCUCCUCCAAUUACAGAUUCCAAUGAGAAAACUUCGUUAGGUUCGAAAGCAAGUGAAAUUGGUACUACCACUCUUUCGCCUGACGUCACUACUUCUGAGGUUCAAACUGAUAAGAAGGUUGACGUCACUGUUCCCGAAACCACUGUUUCUGCUAACACAGAGAGGAAAAUUUCUACACCGCAAGACAUACAGACCACAGCAGCAACUACAGACGAAGUUGAAACCGAAUCUGUUGUUGAAACAACACUUGGCCCUGAUACCACUGUUGCCAAUGUUGCAGGCCAAACUUAUCCUGUGGGCCACAGUACAUCCCCUCCGAUCACAAGUGUUUCCUCUUCCACACAAUCUAAAUCAUCCGUAGCCGACGCUGAAACUACAUUCGAGCCCACGAAGACCACCGGUGAGGAAAAAACUGAGAACCUUAUGGCAACCACAAAGUCAUCUAAAGUUACCCCCGAAACUGUCGCAAGGGAGACUGAUGCGUCUGUUGAAACUACUGCUCUUCCAAUUACAGAUUCCAAUGAGAAAACUUCGUUAGGUUCCAAAGCAAGUGAAAUUGAUACCACCACUCUUUCACCUGACGUGACUACUUCUGCAGUUCAAACUGAUAAGGAGGUUGGCGUGACUGUUCCCGAAGCCACUGUUUCUGCUAACACAGAGAGCAAAAUUUCUACAUCACAAAACAUACAGACCACUGCAGCAACUACAGACGAAGUUGAAACCGAAUCUGUUGUUGAAACAACACUUGGCCCUGAUACCACUGUUGCCAAUGUUGGAGGCCAAACUGAUCCUGUGAGCCACAGUACACCCCCUCCAAUCACAAGUGCUUCCUCUUCCACACAACCUAAAUCAUCCGUAGCCGACGCUGAAACUACAUUCGAGCCCACGGAGACCACCGGCGAGGAAAAAACUGAGAACCUUUUGGCAACCACAAAGUCAUCUAAAGUUACCCCCGAAACUGUCGCAAGGGAGACUGACGAGUCUGUUGAAACUACUGCUCCUCCAAUUACAGAUUCCAAUGAGAAAACUUCGUUAGGUUCCAAAGCAAGUGAAAUUGGUACUACCACUCUUUCGCCUGACGUGACUACUUCUGCAGUUCAAACUGAUAAGAAGGUUGACUUGACUGUUCCCGAAGCCACUGUUUCUGCUAACACAGAGAGCAAAAUUUCUACAUCACAAAACAUACAGACCACUGCAGCAACUACAGACGAAGUUAAAACCGAAUCUGUUGUUGAAACAACACUUGGCCCUGAUACCACUGUUGCCAAUGUUGGAGGCCAAACUGAUCCUGUGGGCCACAGUACAUCCCCUCCAAUCACAAGUGCUUCCUCUUCCACACAAUCUAAAUCAUCCGUAGCCGGUGCUGAAACUACAUUCGAGCCCACGAAGACCACCGGUGAGGAAAAAACUGAGAACCUUUUGGCAACCACAAAGUCAUCUAAAGUUACCACCGAAACUGUCGCAAGGGAGACUGACGCGUCUGUUGAAACUACUGCUCUUCCAAUUACAGAUUCCAAUGAGAAAACUUCGUUAGGUUCCAAAGCAAGUGAAAUUGAUACCACCACUCUUUCACCUGACGUAACUACUUCUGCAGUUCAAACUGAUAAGGAGGUUGACGUGACUGUUCCCGAAGCCACAGUUUCUGCUAACACAGAGAGCAAAAUUUCUACAUCACAAAACAUACAGACCACUGCAGCAACUACAGACGAAGUUGAAACCGAAUCUGUUGUUGAAACAACACUUGGCCCUGAUACCACUGUUGCCAAUGUUGGAGGUCAAACUGAUCCUGUGGGCCACAGUACAUCCCCUCCAAUCACAAGUGCUUCCUCUUUCACACAAUCUAAAUCAUCCGUAGCCGGUGCUGAAACUACAUUCGAGCCCACGAAGACCACCGGUGAGGAAAAAACUGAGAACCUUUUGGCAACCACAAAGUCAUCUAAAGUUACCACCGAAACUGUCGCAAGGGAGACUGACGCGUCUGUUGAAACUACUGCUCUUCCAAUUACAGAUUCCAAUGAGAAAACUUCGUUAGGUUCGAAAGCAAGUGAAAUUGGUACUACCACUCUUUCGCCUGACGUCACUACUUCUGAGGUUCAAACUGAUAAGAAGGUUGACGUCACUGUUCCCGAAACCACUGUUUCUGCUAACACAGAGAGGAAAAUUUCUACACCGCAAUACAUACAGACCACAGCAGCAACUACAGACGAAGUUGAAACCGAAUCUGUUGUUGAAACAACACUUGGCCCUGAUACCACUGUUGCCAAUGUUGCAGGCCAAACUUAUCCUGUGGGCCACAGUACAUCCCCUCCGAUCACAAGUGCUUCCUCUUCCACACAAUCUAAAUCAUCCGUAGCCGACGCUGAAACUACAUUCGAGCCCACGGAGACCACCGGCGAAGAAAAAACUGAGAACCUCUUGGCAACCACAAAGUCAUCUAAAGUUACCCCCGAAACUGUCGCAAGGGAGACUGACGCGUCUGUUGAAACUACUGCUCUUCCAAUUACAGAUUCCAAUGAGAAAACUUCGUUAGGUUCCAAAGCAAGUGAAAUUGAUACCACCACUCUUUCACCUGACGUGACUACUUCUGCAGUUCAAACUGAUAAGGAGGUUGACGUGACUGUUCCCGAAGCCACUGUUUCUGCUAACACAGAGAGCAAAAUUUCUACAUCACAAAACAUACAGACCACUGCAGCAACUACAGACGAAGUUGAAACCGAAUCUGUUGUUGAAACAACACUUGGCCCUGAUACCACUGUUGCCAAUGUUGGAGGCCAAACUGAUCCUGUGAGCCACAGUACACCCCCUCCAAUCACAAGUGCUUCCUCUUCCACACAACCUAAAUCAUCCGUAGCCGACGCUGAAACUACAUUCGAGCCCACGAAGACCACCGGUGAGGAAAAAACUGAGAACCUUUUGGCAACCACAAAGUCAUCUAAAGUUACCACCGAAACUGUCGCAAGGGAGACUGACGCGUCUGUUGAAACUACUGCUCUUCCAAUUACAGAUUCCAAUGAGAAAACUUCGUUAGGUUCCAAAGCAAGUGAAAUUGAUACCACCACUCUUUCACCUGACGUGACUACUUCUGCAGUUCAAACUGAUAAGGAGGUUGACGUGACUGUUCCCGAAGCCACUGUUUCUGCUAACACAGAGAGCAAAAUUUCUACAUCACAAAACAUACAGACCACUGCAGCAACUACAGACGAAGUUGAAACCGAAUCUGUUGUUGAAACAACACUUGGCCCUGAUACCACUGUUGCCAAUGUUGGAGGCCAAACUGAUCCUGUGAGCCACAGUACACCCCCUCCAAUCACAAGUGCUUCCUCUUCCACACAACCUAAAUCAUCCGUAGCCGACGCUGAAACUACAUUCGAGCCCACGGAGACCACCGGCGAGGAAAAAACUGAGAACCUUUUGGCAACCACAAAGUCAUCUAAAGUUACCACCGAAACUGUCGUAAGUGAGACUGACGAGUCUGUUGAAACUACUGCUCCUCCAAUUACAGAUUCCAAUGAGAAAAGUUCGUUAGGUUCCAAAGCAAGUGAAAUUGAUACCACCACUCUUUCACCUGACGUGACUACUUCUGCAGUUCAAACUGAUAAGGAGGUUGACGUGACUGUUCCCGAAGCCACUGUUUCUGCUAACACAGAGAGCAAAAUUUCUACAUCACAAAACAUACAGACCACUGCAGCAACUACAGACGAAGUUGAAACCGAAUCUGUUGUUGAAACAACACUUGGCCCUGAUACCACUGUUGCCAAUGUUGGAGACCAAACUGAUCCUGUGGGCCACAGUACAUCCCCUCCAAUCACAAGUGCUUCCUCUUCCACACAAUCUAAAUCAUCCGUAGCCGGUGCUGAAACUACAUUCGAGCCCACGAAGACCACCGGUGAGGAAAAAACUGAGAACCUUUUGGCAACCACAAAGUCAUCUAAAGUUACCACCGAAACUGUCGCAAGUGAGACUGACGCGUCUGUUGAAACUACUGCUCUUCCAAUUACAGAUUCCAAUGAGAAAACUUCGUUAGGUUCCAAAGCAAGUGAAAUUGAUACCACCACUCUUUCACCUGACGUGACUACUUCUGCAGUUCAAACUGAUAAGGAGGUUGACGUGACUGUUCCCGAAGCCACUGUUUCUGCUAACACAGAGAGCAAAAUUUCUACAUCACAAAACAUACAGACCACUGCAGCAACUACAGACGAAGUUGAAACCGAAUCUGUUGUUGAAACAACACUUGGCCCUGAUACCACUGUUGCCAAUGUUGGAGGCCAAACUGAUCCUGUGAGCCACAGUACACCCCCUCCAAUCACAAGUGCUUCCUCUUCCACACAACCUAAAUCAUCCGUAGCCGACGCUGAAACUACAUUCGAGCCCACGGAGACCACCGGCGAGGAAAAAACUGAGAACCUUUUGGCAACCACAAAGUCAUCUAAAGUUACCACCGAAACUGUCGUAAGUGAGACUGACGAGUCUGUUGAAACUACUGCUCCUCCAAUUACAGAUUCCAAUGAGAAAAGUUCGUUAGGUUCCAAAGCAAGUGAAAUUGAUACCACCACUCUUUCACCUGACGUGACUACUUCUGCAGUUCAAACUGAUAAGGAGGUUGACGUGACUGUUCCCGAAUCCACUGUUUCUGCUAACACAGAGAGCAAAAUUUCUACAUCACAAAACAUACAGACCACUGCAGCAACUACAGACGAAGUUGAAACCGAAUCUGUUGUUGAAACAACACUUGGCCCUGAUACCACUGUUGCCAAUGUUGGAGGCCAAACUGAUCCUGUGGGCCACAGUACAUCCCCUCCAAUCACAAGUGCUUCCUCUUCCACACAAUCUAAAUCAUCCGUAGCCGGUGCUGAAACUACAAUGGAGCCUACGAAGACCACCGUCGAGGAGAAAACUGAGAACGUCUUGGCAACCACAAAGUCAUCUAAAGUUACCACCCAAACUGUCCCAAGGGAGACUAACGCGUCUGCUGAAACUACUGCUUCUCCAAUUACAGAUUCCGAUGAGAAAACUUCGUUAGGUUCCAAAGCAAGUGAAAUUGAUACCACCACUCUUUCACCUGACGUGACUACUUCUGCAGUUCAAACUGAUAAGGAGGUUGACGUUACUGUUCCCGAAACCACUGUUUCUCCUAACACAGAGAACAAAAUUUCCACAUCACCAAACAUACAGACCACAGCAGCAACUACAGACGAAGUUGAAACCGAAUCUGUUGUUGAAACAACACUUGUCCCUGAUACCACUGUUGCCAAUGUUGGAGGCCACACUGAUCCUGCGGGCCACAGUACAUCCCCUCCAAUCACAAGUGCUUCCUCUUCCACACAAUCUAAAUCAUCCGUAGCCGGUGCUGAAACUACAUUCGAGCCCACGAAGACCACCGGUGAGGAAAAAACUGAGAACCUUUUGGCAACCACAAAGUCAUCUAAAGUUACCACCGAAACUGUCGCAAGGGAGACUGACGCGUCUGUUGAAACUACUGCUCUUCCAAUUACAGAUUCCAAUGAGAAAACUUCGUUAGGUUCCAAAGCAAGUGAAAUUGAUACCACCACUCUUUCACCUGACGUGACUACUUCUGCAGUUCAAACUGAUAAGGAGGUUGACGUGACUGUUCCCGAAGCCACUGUUUCUGCUAACACAGAGAGCAAAAUUUCUACAUCACAAAACAUACAGACCACUGCAGCAACUACAGACGAAGUUGAAACCGAAUCUGUUGUUGAAACAACACUUGGCCCUGAUACCACUGUUGCCAAUGUUGGAGGCCAAACUGAUCCUGUGAGCCACAGUACACCCCCUCCAAUCACAAGUGCUUCCUCUUCCACACAACCUAAAUCAUCCGUAGCCGACGCUGAAACUACAUUCGAGCCCACGGAGACCACCGGCGAGGAAAAAACUGAGAACCUUUUGGCAACCACAAAGUCAUCUAAAGUUACCACCGAAACUGUCGUAAGUGAGACUGACGAGUCUGUUGAAACUACUGCUCCUCCAAUUACAGAUUCCAAUGAGAAAAGUUCGUUAGGUUCCAAAGCAAGUGAAAUUGAUACCACCACUCUUUCACCUGACGUGACUACUUCUGCAGUUCAAACUGAUAAGGAGGUUGACGUGACUGUUCCCGAAGCCACUGUUUCUGCUAACACAGAGAGCAAAAUUUCUACAUCACAAAACAUACAGACCACUGCAGCAACUACAGACGAAGUUGAAACCGAAUCUGUUGUUGAAACAACACUUGGCCCUGAUACCACUGUUGCCAAUGUUGGAGGCCAAACUGAUCCUGUGGGCCACAGUACAUCCCCUCCAAUCACAAGUGCUUCCUCUUCCACACAAUCUAAAUCAUCCGUAGCCGGUGCUGAAACUACAUUCGAGCCCACGAAGACCACCGGUGAGGAAAAAACUGAGAACCUUUUGGCAACCACAAAGUCAUCUAAAGUUACCACCGAAACUGUCGCAAGGGAGACUGACGCGUCUGUUGAAACUACUGCUCUUCCAAUUACAGAUUCCAAUGAGAAAACUUCGUUAGGUUCCAAAGCAAGUGAAAUUGAUACCACCACUCUUUCACCUGACGUGACUACUUCUGCAGUUCAAACUGAUAAGGAGGUUGACGUGACUGUUCCCGAAGCCACUGUUUCUGCUAACACAGAGAGCAAAAUUUCUACAUCACAAAACAUACAGACCACUGCAGCAACUACAGACGAAGUUGAAACCGAAUCUGUUGUUGAAACAACACUUGGCCCUGAUACCACUGUUGCCAAUGUUGGAGGCCAAACUGAUCCUGUGAGCCACAGUACACCCCCUCCAAUCACAAGUGCUUCCUCUUCCACACAACCUAAAUCAUCCGUAGCCGACGCUGAAACUACAUUCGAGCCCACGGAGACCACCGGCGAGGAAAAAACUGAGAACCUUUUGGCAACCACAAAGUCAUCUAAAGUUACCACCGAAACUGUCGUAAGUGAGACUGACGAGUCUGUUGAAACUACUGCUCCUCCAAUUACAGAUUCCAAUGAGAAAAGUUCGUUAGGUUCCAAAGCAAGUGAAAUUGAUACCACCACUCUUUCACCUGACGUGACUACUUCUGCAGUUCAAACUGAUAAGGAGGUUGACGUGACUGUUCCCGAAUCCACUGUUUCUGCUAACACAGAGAGCAAAAUUUCUACAUCACAAAACAUACAGACCACUGCAGCAACUACAGACGAAGUUGAAACCGAAUCUGUUGUUGAAACAACACUUGGCCCUGAUACCACUGUUGCCAAUGUUGGAGGCCAAACUGAUCCUGUGGGCCACAGUACAUCCCCUCCAAUCACAAGUGCUUCCUCUUCCACACAAUCUAAAUCAUCCGUAGCCGGUGCUGAAACUACAAUGGAGCCUACGAAGACCACCGUCGAGGAGAAAACUGAGAACGUCUUGGCAACCACAAAGUCAUCUAAAGUUACCACCCAAACUGUCCCAAGGGAGACUAACGCGUCUGCUGAAACUACUGCUUCUCCAAUUACAGAUUCCGAUGAGAAAACUUCGUUAGGUUCCAAAGCAAGUGAAAUUGAUACCACCACUCUUUCACCUGACGUGACUACUUCUGCAGUUCAAACUGAUAAGGAGGUUGACGUUACUGUUCCCGAAACCACUGUUUCUCCUAACACAGAGAACAAAAUUUCCACAUCACCAAACAUACAGACCACAGCAGCAACUACAGACGAAGUUGAAACCGAAUCUGUUGUUGAAACAACACUUGUCCCUGAUACCACUGUUGCCAAUGUUGGAGGCCACACUGAUCCUGCAGGCCACAGUACAUCCCCUCCAAUCACAAGUGCUUCCUCUUCCACACAAUCUAAAUCAUCCGUAGCCGGUGCUGAAACUACAUUCGAGCCCACGAAGACCACCGGUGAGGAAAAAACUGAGAACCUUUUGGCAACCACAAAGUCAUCUAAAGUUACCACCGAAACUGUCGCAAGGGAGACUGACGCGUCUGUUGAAACUACUGCUCUUCCAAUUACAGAUUCCAAUGAGAAAACUUCGUUAGGUUCCAAAGCAAGUGAAAUUGAUACCACCACUCUUUCACCUGACGUGACUACUUCUGCAGUUCAAACUGAUAAGGAGGUUGACGUGACUGUUCCCGAAGCCACUGUUUCUGCUAACACAGAGAGCAAAAUUUCUACAUCACAAAACAUACAGACCACUGCAGCAACUACAGACGAAGUUGAAACCGAAUCUGUUGUUGAAACAACACUUGGCCCUGAUACCACUGUUGCCAAUGUUGGAGGCCAAACUGAUCCUGUGGGCCACAGUACAUCCCCUCCAAUCACAAGUGCUUCCUCUUCCACACAAUCUAAAUCAUCCGUAGCCGGUGCUGAAACUACAUUCGAGCCCAUGAAGACCACCGGUGAGGAAAAAACUGAGAACCUUUUGGCAACCACAAAAUCAUCUAAAGUUACCACCGAAACUGUCGCAAGGGAGACUGACGCGUCUGUUGAAACUACUGCUCUUCCAAUUACAGAUUCCAAUGAGAAAACUUCGUUAGGUUCCAAAGCAAGUGAAAUUGAUACCACCACUCUUUCACCUGACGUGACUACUUCUGCAGUUCAAACUGAUAAGGAGGUUGACGUGACUGUUCUCGAAGCCACUGUUUCUGCUAACACAGAGAGCAAAAUUUCUACAUCACAAAACAUACAGACCACUGCAGCAACUACAGACGAAGUUGAAACCGAAUCUGUUGUUGAAACAACACUUGGCCCUGAUACCACUGUUGCCAAUGUUGGAGGCCAAACUGAUCCUGUGAGCCACAGUACACCCCCUCCAAUCACAAGUGCUUCCUCUUCCACACAACCUAAAUCAUCCGUAGCCGACGCUGAAACUACAUUCGAGCCCACGGAGACCACCGGCGAGGAAAAAACUGAGAACCUUUUGGCAACCACAAAGUCAUCUAAAGUUACCACCCAAACUGUCCCAAGGGAGACUGACGCGUCUGCUGAAACUACUGCUUCUCCAAUUACAGAUUCCGAUGAGAAAACUUCGUUAGGUUCGAAAGCAAGUGAAAUUCGUACUACCACUCUUUCGCCUGACGUAACUACUUCUGAGGUUCAAACUGAUAAGAAGGUUGACGUGACUGUUCCCGAAACCACUGCUUCUCCUAACACAGAGAACAAAAUUUCCACAUCACCAAACAUACAGACCACAGCAGCAACUACAGACGAAGUUGAAACCGAAUCUGUUGUUGAAACAACACUUGGCCCUGAUACCACUGUUGCCAAUGUUGGAGGCCAAACUGAUCCUGUGGGCCACAGUACAUCCCCUCCAAUCACAAGUGCUUCCUCUUCCACACAAUCUAAAUCAUCCGUAGCCGGUGCUGAAACUACAAUGGAGCCUACGAAGACCACCGUCGAGGAGAAAACUGAGAACGUCUUGGCAACCACAAAGUCAUCUAAAGUUACCACCCAAACUGUCCCAAGGAAGACUGACGCGUCUGCUGAAAUUACUGCUUCUCCAAUUACAGAUUCCGAUGAGAAAACUUCGUUAGGUUCGAAAGCAAGUGAAAUUCGUACUACCACUCUUUCGCCUGACGUAACUACUUCUGAGGUUCAAACUGAUAAGGAGGUUGACGUGACUGUUCCCGAAACCACUGCUUCUCCUAACACAGAGAACAAAAUUUCCACAUCACAAAACAUACAGACCACAGCAGCAACUACAGACGAAGUUGAAACCGAGUCUGUUGUUGAAACAACACUUGGCCCUGAUACCACUGUUGCCAAUGUUGGAGGCCAAACUGAUCCUGUGGGCCACAGUACAUCCCCUCCAAUCACAAGUGCUUCCUCUUCCACACAAUCUAAAUCAUCCGUAGCCGACGCUGAAACUACAUUCGAGCCCACGAAGGCCACUGGCGAGGAAAAAACUGAGAACCUUUUGGCAACCACAAAGUCAUCUAAAGUUACCACCGAAACUGUAGCAAGGGAGACUGACGCGUCUGUUGAAACUACUGCUCUUCCAAUUACAGAUUCCAAUGAGAAAACUUCGUUAGGUUCCAAAGCAAGUGAAAUUGAUACCACCACUCUUUCCCCUGACGUGACUACUUCUGCAGUUCAAACUGAUAAGGAGGUUGACGUCACUGUUUCCGAAGCCACUGUUUCUGCUAACACAGAGAGCAAAAUUUCUACAUCACAAAACAUACAGACCACUGCAGCAACUACAGACGAAGUUGAAACCGAAUCUGUUGUUGAAACAACACUUGGCCCUGCUACCACUGUUGCCAAUGUUGGAGGCCAAACUGAUCCUGUGGGCCACAGUACAUCCCCUCCAAUCACAAGUGCUUCCUCUUCCACACAACCUAAAUCAUCCGUAGCCGACGCUGAAACUACAUUCGAGCCCACGGAGACCACCGGCGAGGAAAAAACUGAGAACCUUUUGGCAACCACAAAGUCAUCUAAAGUUACCACCGAAACUGUCGCAAGUGAGACUGACGCGUCUGUUGAAACUACUGCUCUUCCAAUUACAGAUUCCAAUGAGAAAACUUCGUUAGGUUCCAAAGCAAGUGAAAUUGAUACCACCACUCUUUCGCCUGACGUGACUACUUCUAAGGUUCAAACUGAUAAGAAGGUUGACGUGACUGUUCCCGAAACCACUGCUUCUCCUAACACAGAGAACAAAAUUUCCACAUCACAAAACAUACAGACCACAGCAGCAACUACAGACGAAGUUGAAACCGAGUCUGUUGUUGAAACAACACUUGGCCCUGAUACCACUGUUGCCAAUGUUGGAGGCCAAACUGAUCCUGUGGGCCACAGUACAUCCCCUCCAAUCACAAGUGCUUCCUCUUCCACACAAUCUAAAUCAUCCGUAGCCGACGCUGAAACUACAUUCGAGCCCACGAAGACCACUGGCGAGGAAAAAACUGAGAACCUUUUGGCAACCACAAAGUCAUCUAAAGUUACCACCGAAACUGUAGCAAGGGAGACUGACGCGUCUGGUGAAACUACUGCUCUUCCAAUUACAGAUUCCAAUGAGAAAACUUCGUUAGGUUCCAAAGCAAGUGCAAUUGAUACCACCACUCUUUCCCCUGACGUGAUUACUUCUACAGUUCAAACUGAUAAGGAGGUUGACGUGACUGUUCCCGAAACCACUGCUUCUCCUAACACAGAGAACAAAAUUUCCACAUCACAAAACAUACAGACCACAGCAGCAACUACAGACGAAGUUGAAACCGAGUCUGUUGUUGAAACAACACUUGGCCCUGAUACCACUGUUGCCAAUGUUGGAGGCCAAACUGAUCCUGUGGGCCACAGUACAUCCCCUCCAAUCAAAAGUGCUUCCUCUUCCACACAACCUAAAUCAUCCGUAGCCGACGCUGAAACUACAUUCGAGCCCACGGAGACCACCGGCGAGGAAAAAACUGAGAACCUUUUGGCAACCACAAAGUCAUCUAAAGUUACCACCGAAACUGUCGCAAGUGAGACUGACGCGUCUGUUGAAACUACUGCUCUUCCAAUUACAGAUUCCAAUGAGAAAACUUCGUUAGGUUCCAAAGCAAGUGAAAUUGAUACCACCACUCUUUCGCCUGACGUGACUACUUCUGCAGUUCAAACUGAUAAGGAGGUUGACGUUACUGUUCCCGAAACCACUGUUUCUCCUAACACAGAGAACAAAUUUUCCACAUCACCAAACAUACAGACCACAGCACCAACUACAGACGAAGUUGAAACCGAAUCUGUUGUUGAAACAACACUUGGCUCUGAUACCACUGUUGCCAAUGUUGGAGACCAAACUGAUCCUGUGGGCCACAGUACAUCCCCUCCAAUCACAAGUGCUUCCUCUUCCACACAAUCUAAAUCAUCCGUAGCCGGUGCUGAAACUACAUUCGAGCCUGCGAAGACCACCGUCGAGGAGAAAACUGAGAACGUCUUGGCAACCACAAAGUCAUCUAAAGUUACCACCGAAACUGUCGCAAGGGAGACUGACGCGUCUGCUGAAACUACUGCUUCUCCAAUUACAGAUUCCGAUGAGAAAACUUCGUUAGGGUCGAAAGCAAGUGAAAUUGAUACCACCACUCUUUCGCCUGACGUGACUACUUCUGCAGUUCAAACUGAUAAGGAGGUUGACGUUACUGUUCCCAAAACCACUGUUUCUCUUAACACAGAGAACAAAAUUUCCACAUCACAAAACAUACAGACCACAGCAGCAACUACAGACGAAGUUGAAACCGAAUCUGUUGUUGAAACAACACUUGGCCCAGAUACCACUGUUGCCAAUGUUGGAGGCCAAACUGAUCCUGUGGGCCACAGUACAUCCCCUCCAAUCACAAGUGCUUCUUCUUCCACACAAUCUAAAUCAUCCGUAGCCGGUCUUGAAACUACAUUCGAGCCUACGAAGACCACCGUCGAGGAGAAAACUGAGAACGUCUUGGCAACCACAAAGUCAUUUAAAGUUACCACCGAAACUGUCGCAAGGGAGACUGACGCGUCUGCUGAAACUACUGCUUCUCCAAUUACAGAUUCCGAUGAGAAAACUUCGUUAGGUUCGACAGCAAGUGAAAUUCGUACUACCACUCUUUCGCCUGACGUAACUACUUCUGAAGUUCAAACUGAUAAGAAGGUUGACGUGACUGUUCCCGAAACCACUGUUUUUCCUUACACAGAGAACAAAAUUUCCACAUCACAAAACAUACAGACCACAGCAGCAACUACAGACGAAGUUGAAACCGAGUCUGUUGUUGAAACAACACUUGGCCCUGAUACCACUGUUGCCAAUGUUGGAGGCCAAACUGAUCCUGUGGGCCACAGUACAUCCCCUCCAAUCACAAGUGCUUUCUCUUCCACACAAUCUAAAUCAUCCGUACCCGACGCUGAAACUACAUUCGAGACCAUGAAGACCACCGUCGAGGAGAAAACAGAGAACGUCUUGGCAACCACAAAGUCAUCUAAAGCUACCACCGAAACUGUCACAAGGGAGACUGACGCGUCUGUUAAAACUACUGCUCUUCCAAUUACUGAUUCCAAUAAGAAAACUUCGUUAGCUUCAAAAUCAAGUGAAAUUGAUACCACCACUCUUUCGCCCGACAUGACUACUUCUGAGGUUCAAACUGAUAAGAAAGUUGACGUGACUGUUCCCGAAACCACUGUUUCUCCUAACACAGAGAACAAAAUUUCCACAUCACAAAACAUACAGACCACAGCAGCAACUACAGACGAAGUUGAAACCGAUUCUGUUGUUAAAACAACACUUGGCCCUGAUACCACUGUUGCCAAUGUUGGAGGCCAAACUGAUCCUGUGGGCCACAGUACAUCCCCUCCAAUCACAAGUGCUUCCUCUUCCACACAAUCUAAAUCAUCCGUAGCCGGUGCUGAAACUACAUUCGCGCCUACGAAGACCACCGUCGAGGAGAAAACUGAGAACGUCUUGGCAACCACAAAGUCAUCUAAAGUUACCACCGAAACUGUCGCAGGGGAGACUGACGGGUCUGUUGAAACUACUGCUCUUCCAAUUACAGAUUCCAAUGAGAAAACUUCGUUAGGUUCCAAAGCAAGUGAAAUUGAUACCACCACUCUUUCGCCUGACGUGACUACUUCUGAGGUUCAAACUGAGAAGACGGGUGACGUGACUGUUCCCGAAACUACUGUUUCUGCUAACACAGAGAGCAAAAUUUCUACAUCACAAAACAUACAGACCACACCAGCAACUACAGACGAAGUUGAAACCGAAAGUGAUGUUGAAACAACACUUGGCCCUGAUACCACUGUUGCCAAUGUUGGAGGCCAAACUGAUCCUGUGGGCCACGAAACAUUACCUCCAAUCACAAGUGCUUCCUCUUCCACACAAUCUAAAUCAUCUAAAACUGGUGCUGAAACCACAAUCAAACUAACGAAGACCACAGUCGAGGGAAAAACUGAGAAUGUCUUGGCAACCACAAAGUCAUCUAAAGUUAUCACCGAAUCUGUGGCAAGGGAGACUGAAGCGUCUGCUGAAAUUACCACUUCACUAAUGACAGAUUUCAAUGAGAAAACUGUUUCUGCUAACACAGAGAGCAAAAUUUUUAUAUCACAAAACAUACAGACCACACCAGUAAAUACAGACGAAGUUGAAAUCAAAUCUAUUGGUGAAUCAACACUUGGCCCUGAUGCCACUGUUGAGACUGUUCCCAAAGCCUCAGCGAAAUCUCAACCUACUGAAAGUACUAAAAUUGUUUUAGCAACUGAUCUGGCCAAAACUACCAAAUGGUAUAAAUCAGCUGGUUCCCCAUCUCCUUCUAUACCGUUUUUGAUAACUCUGCCACCAACCGUCGAUGUGCUUGAAGUUGUUGAGGACUGUCCAAUGAGGAUCAAGUGUUUGUCCAGUACAAUGACAGUAGUUAUUAAUCAGCUGGACUUACCUGGUUUUGAUGGGGAAAGCUUAAAAGUCGUUGACGACAGUGAUUAUUGCCGCCCUGUUUCUAAUGGAACGCAUUUGAUUUUCAAUGUGCCUCUUUAUGGGUGUGGUACAACUCGACGGUACCUGAAUUCAGCUAUCGUUUACACGAAUACGAUUUUUGAUCGAGCCGUGCCUGGAAGUUUGAUUACACGUCGCAAGAAAUUAAAAGUUCCCUUCUCUUGCGUGUAUCCAACAUCAUCCAAGGUAUCGGCCUUGGGUUUCCAGCUAAACGAGGUUGUGCCGAAGUUAAUCAAGGAAGAACAAGGGUAUGGAGAAUUCCGAGUUUACAUUAACCUAUUUGAGGACAAGUCUUACAGUAAACCCUUGGUGGCUAGUGAUUAUCCGUACGAAGUGACAGUAGAAGAUCGGUUAUAUUUUGAAGUAAAGCUUGACACAGAUGAUAAAAGACUGGUUGUGUUCGCUGAAAACUGUUCCGUUACACCAACAGAUAAGCUCGAUGACCCAAGGAAAUAUUAUCUAACAAAGAGCGGUUGUAAAACAGACCCCACAGUAAGGGAUCACCCCUCACCUGCAAAUGCCCAUCGUAUGAGCUACGAGUCGUUCUCCUUCGUUGGCGUGGAUUCUUCUAUUACUUACCUGCAAUGUGAUGUUUUAAUAUGUGACAACAAUGCGCCUGACCAAAGGUGUAAAAACCGGGAGUGCUUAGAGGAAAAUGUACGGCGCCGACGAAAUAAACGUAGUUAUGGUAAUCACCAGUCUCUGUGGAGGAGUGCUGAUGCCUUCAACAUUCACAGUGGACCAGUCAUGGUUACCAACCGAAGAACGCACCACGCUAGAGUGCAAAAAAGUAUCGAUUCUCAGCCAGUACAUAAACCUGGUCAAAAAUUGUUGUAUCACGAACGACCGGCAAAUCUGGUGCUCUUCAUUUCAACCAUGGUUGGUGUAACACUCUUCAUCGUAGUGGUUUUUAUAUAUAUCGCGAAAGCAAAAAAUACCGAUAAAAUUCCAACGUUGCCUUAACGAGAAUUUUUUAUCGAUAAUUUCGAUCAAAACGUGACUAAGAGACAGAAAUGGCGUUGGACAAUCAUUUCUUACCAGAGAAUUUGCAGUAAAAAGUUCUUCGGUUCCAUAUCAGAAUUUUUUUUAAAAAAAAAAUGUGACUAAUUUUUUGUAGAUAUUUUUAUAACAAUCAAACCAAAAAUCUUUGUCAUAAAUAUUUUUUCCAUAGAAUUAGAGAGUUUGUUUUUGUUGUUGUUUUUUUUUUUUGAUUUGUUUUUGUUCGUAUUUGGAGGAAGAGGUAUUAAGUUAUGUCACUCAACUCUGAAAAUAUACACCUCAUUGUAUAUCUGUGUGAAACAUACCUCUCGUGUACACUUUAAGGUGUAGUUUUAACAAAGAAAUGUAUGUCUCGCUUGCUCUCAUCUUCGACUUAUAUUGAAUGCACUGAUUUUCAGUGGCGGCAUUUUUGUUUUAUAAUAGAUCACAUAAUAUGUGUUUUGUAGUUUGUUAACGUUCGUACUUAGAAAGUUUACUGAAAUUGAUAUUUAUAAAAAGCUUACUUUUAUUAGGUAUUUUUUACCAAUUCAUUUGUUUGAA
Molecule: messenger RNA, 20600 nt
Organism: Hydractinia symbiolongicarpus
Lineage: Eukaryota; Metazoa; Cnidaria; Hydrozoa; Anthoathecata; Hydractiniidae
Product: mucin-17-like
Exons: 18
Coding region: 330-20024 (6564 amino acids)
Source: RefSeq, a predicted model, not a curated record